GACCAUGUCGCGGGUAUACGGCGUGCCAACCAACCAUCAUAGCAUCCAGCUAGAGCUCGAGGAGAUGAGGCUCAAGCUUGAAGCCGAAAGCAAGAUUACCAACGGGCCGAUCCAGGAAUGGCUGGGUAUGUGGAUGGCGCCGAAGAUGGCGUACAGGUUGGCGAUUGGCAUGGGACUGCAAAUGUUUCAACAGUUGACAGGUGCAAAUUACUUCUUCUACUACGGUACUGUUGUCUUCGCUGGUACCGGUAUCAAGAACUCGUUCGUUACGCAGAUGAUCUUGAACGGCAUCAAUUUUGGUGUAACCUUCUAUGGCUUAUACAUUGUCGAACACUACGGUCGACGCAAAUCACUCAUCGCCGGCUCAGUCUGGAUGUUCAUCUGCUUCCUUAUCUUUGCGUCCGUCGGCCACUUCGCGCUCGAUCGCGACAACCCGGAGAACACUGAGAGUGCCGCCACAGCUAUGAUUUGCUUUGCCUGUUUCUUCAUCUUUGGUUUCGCAACAACAUGGGGUCCAAUGAUUUGGACAAUCUGCGGAGAACUAUAUCCCAGCCGCUACCGCGCAAAAGCAAUGGCUCUAUCGACGGCAUCGAACUGGCUCUGGAACUUCCUCCUCGCCUUCUUCACACCUUUCAUCACCGGCGCCAUCGACUUCCGCUACGGCUACGUGUUUGCCGGAACUAACGUCCUCGGCGGCCUCAUCGUGUACUUCUUCGUCAUCGAAGGCCAGGGUCGCACGCUCGAGGAAAUCGACACCAUGUACUUGAUGGGCGUGAAGCCGUGGGAGAGCGCGAGAUGGGUCGUUCCCAGCCUCGACGAAAUGAGUGGGGACGUGAGACAGAAGCUUGAGGCGGCGAACCCGGAGCUGGCGCUUCAGAAAGAGACUAAUGGGGGUGUGCAUGCUGAGGAUGGUGGAGCGAGGGGCGAGGAGGAUGAGGCGAUUCGUAGGAGUGUUAUGAGGGAUGGGAGUGAGGAGGGAUUGAGGGAGAAGUCUGAGACUGAUGUUUAAUCGAAUUGCUGGGGAUGAGGUGGCUGUUUGGAUUACCUGGGUGAAGCAGAUUAACUCUUUACUGACUGACAUACAUAAUAAAGCUCUGAUACUCGCAUCUCUGUCUUCUGUUCUUUAAGUCUUAGGUGUCG
Alternaria alternata is the source of this 1140-nucleotide messenger RNA. RefSeq names its product MFS general substrate transporter. The transcript has 4 exons. The record is from RefSeq and is a predicted model, not a curated record. Gene Ontology annotation, cellular component: plasma membrane. Lineage: Eukaryota; Fungi; Ascomycota; Dothideomycetes; Pleosporales; Pleosporaceae. Gene Ontology annotation, molecular function: carbohydrate:proton symporter activity. Gene Ontology annotation, biological process: transmembrane transport; carbohydrate transport. Bases 5 to 1009 code for a protein of 334 amino acids.